Molecule: messenger RNA, 516 nt
Organism: Arachis stenosperma
Lineage: Eukaryota; Viridiplantae; Streptophyta; Magnoliopsida; Fabales; Fabaceae
Product: stress-related protein-like
Exons: 1
Coding region: 1-516 (171 amino acids)
Source: RefSeq, a predicted model, not a curated record
AUGCGGUGGUCCGCUGCCUACAACUAUGCCAAGGACAGCUCUGGCUCCUUGAAGCCCGGCGUUCAGACGGUGGAAGAGUGCAUGAAGAACGUCAUAGAACCCAUCUACAACAAUUACCACCUUGUCCCCAACGAGAUCCUCCGCUAUGCCGACAAGAAGGUUGAUGCCUCUGUGGCUGCCAUGCAGGUUGCUCCCGCUGCCGCGAGAGACACCAUUACUGAAGCCAUGAAAAACGUUUAUACCAAGUAUGAGCCGUCCGCAAAGGAGCUGUAUGAGAGGUACGAGCCAGUGGCAGAGCAAUAUGCAGCCUCGGCCUGGCAAAGGCUGAACUCGCUGCCGUUGUUCCCACGCUUGGUGGGCACAAUGCUGCCAACGGCAGCAUACUGCACGGCGAAGUACAAUGAGGCAGUAAUGGCCGCCGUGGAGGAUAGGUAUAGGGUUUCUCCGUACCUGCCUUUGGUGCCUACGGAAAAAAUAGCUAGGGUUUUCAGUGGAAAAACCAAAAAGCAAGAAUAA